This is a messenger RNA of Paramuricea clavata, 312 nucleotides long. Lineage: Eukaryota; Metazoa; Cnidaria; Anthozoa; Malacalcyonacea; Plexauridae. The record is from the annotation of a GenBank genome assembly.
AUGUCCAGCGAGAUCUUGGUGCCUUGCGUGACAACUUGCGGGAAAGUGCCAAGCAAAAACCGAUAUGGCCGAGUUAAUAGCGAAAUUAAGUCUGUUAACGAGUCACAUGCUUUUAAAAGUAAGAACGGAAAGUUUAUAAAUUCAAUAAAAUGUAAGAAUAGUUCAGAAAAGGUUACAGCAAUGGGAAAUAGUAAAGGAACUUGCAAGUCAAAUAGGAAAUUGACGUACGAAAGUGACGAAAACACAUCGGGCCCAUCUGCGAGUGGCGUUGAAAAAACAGAAAUCGGGGAAAGGAAUUCACGAGAACAACAG